Molecule: messenger RNA, 1293 nt
Organism: Xylona heveae TC161
Lineage: Eukaryota; Fungi; Ascomycota; Xylonomycetes; Xylonales; Xylonaceae
Product: Snf7-domain-containing protein
Exons: 5
Coding region: 200-865 (221 amino acids)
Biological process (GO): protein transport; endosome transport via multivesicular body sorting pathway; late endosome to vacuole transport
Cellular component (GO): ESCRT III complex; multivesicular body
Source: RefSeq, a predicted model, not a curated record
AGGGGCGAGCAGCAAGUAAGAGCUCACAGGCAGCUACUCGGUCUACAAUUCAUCAGACUCCGAAUAAUUUUCUACGAAAGAGAAUUACACAGCCAUUAAAUUUAGCUAGGAAGAUGUGCUCGUGCUGAUCGACUUCUAUCUGUCUAUCUUCGAGAGCAACACCUUCUUCACCACCGUCGAGCUUAUCAUAACUGACACCAUGAAUAUUGUCGAAUGGGCAUUUGGAAAGCGUAUGACGCCAGCGGAGCGUCUGCGCAAGCACCAACGAGCUUUAGAGAAGACACAACGUGAGCUUGAUCGGGAGCGCGUUAAGCUUGAGAACCAGGAGAAGAAGCUGGUGCAGGAUAUUAAAAAGAGUGCCAAGAAUGGCCAAAUUGGCGCUUGCAAGAUUCAGGCGAAAGAUUUGGUUCGAACGAGAAGAUACAUUCAGAAGUUCUACCAGAUGCGCACGCAACUUCAGGCAAUCUCUCUGCGUAUUCAGACGGUUCGUAGCAAUGAGCAGAUGAUGCAGUCGAUGAAAGGCGCCACGGCUCUUCUGGGAAGUAUGAACCGCAGCAUGAAUCUUCCUGCUCUUCAACGCAUUGCGAUGGAGUUUGAAGGCGAAAACGAUAUAAUGGAUCAACGACAAGAAAUGAUGGAUGAUGCCAUAGACGACGUUACCGGCCUUGAGGACGAAGAGGAAGGAGAGGAAGUUGUCAAGGAGGUUUUGGACGAGAUCGGCGUCGACCUGGGCCAGGCUCUCGGAGAGACUCCAUCUGGACUACAAAAGACAGCGGUCUCAGAUGGCCGUGUGGCCGAGGCUAUUGGAGGUGGCGAUCCAGGCGACGACGACCUCCAGGCCAGGUUGGACAGCCUGCGGCGAUAAAGAGGUGGAUUGACUCCCGACAAGGCGGAUGCAAUCUGCCACAUACCUAUAUUUGAAGGAGGCGGCGUUUGUUUGGUUUAAAGCGCUUUUUCGAACCUUGAACCCCCCUUGAAUGGUUAUUUAUUCGUUUCUUUCAUUUUAUGUGAAAUUUGAUCAACAGCUUCUCAAGAUAUAUCCGUCUGAGGUGGACUUCAUGCGAUUGUAUUGACCAAAGGCCUGGUACUAUUCGCAUGGCUUUGGUGUUCCGAAGUCAAAUGGCAGAUUUCAUCUUUUUUCCCCCUGUGUAUACGCAUGAAUGGGUCCAUGGGCUAACAUAUAUGCACCACGGAUUUGGAACUCUUAUAAUUAAUAGAUACCAUUGAUAAACCCCUAUCACGGUCCCAUAAAGAAUUUCAGUUGCUUAAUAUGGUAUGUCGAUCAGGAAUAUU